AUGCCCUGGUUGUUACUAGGGGAUUUUAAUGAAAUUCUCAACAGUGAAGAUAAAUUCAGUGGUAGGAGUAUAAAUCUUAAUAGAGCUUUAGAUUUUAAAGAGUGUCUAGAUACUUGCAGCCUCCUGGAUUUAGGAUUUUCAGGACCUAAAUUUACAUGGUCCAAUCUCAGACAGGUUCCGGACUUAAUCCUGGAACGUAUUGAUAGAUGUUUUGCUAAUCCAUCUUGGAGACUCCUUUACCCUGAGGCCUCUGUUACUCAUCUCCCCAGGGUUUUUUCGGAUCAUUGCCCCGUUCUUUUAGAGCUCUCCAAGCCCCUUCCUGCCUCCAUUAACAGACCUUUUCGCUUUCAAACUAUGUGGCUGCAUCACCCUGACUUUCAUGAUGUAGUUAGAGGUGCCUGGGAACAGGAAUCAAUUCUUCCUUCUGCUAUUAAGUUAUUCACAAAUAGGGUCACCAAUUGGAAUAAAACAGUGUCUGGUAACUUGUGUGCUAGGAAGAGGAGGCUACUUGCCAGGAUCAAUGGAACCCAAAAAGCACUUUCAAAUGGGCCAAACCAAUUCCUGGUACAAUUAGAACAGGAUCUAAUUAAGGAAUAUGCUGACAUAAGGCUUCAAAAGGAGGAAUACUGA
Molecule: messenger RNA, 630 nt
Organism: Quercus lobata
Lineage: Eukaryota; Viridiplantae; Streptophyta; Magnoliopsida; Fagales; Fagaceae
Exons: 1
Coding region: 1-630 (209 amino acids)
Molecular function (GO): catalytic activity
Source: RefSeq, a predicted model, not a curated record